CACCAGAGUGGGAUAACGUAAUGCCUAGCUCAGCAGGAUAAUGUUAUUGUUUACUGCGAUGUGGGACGAAUAUAUUUUUUCUACGAGGAAGUGACACAAGCUAAGAGGGUUUAUAACAUCAUAAUGACGCAUUCGUAAUGCGGUCAGUCGGAUAGAAAGGUCGUCCACAGCUGAAGCUGCCAGUGCGAACGCUUCAGCUCAGCUCAUCCUCUGCUUGGCUCUCUGAAGGAAGUGAAUCAGUGCAACUCCAUCCAAAAUGAGCCGGGACGUCCCUAUCCACAGCUGGCCUGGUUCCUAUUACAUCAACAGCGAGAAGCGGUGGGAAAACGGCACCCUGUCCCUCACCAGGACCAUGGUGCGCUUCGUCUCGAACCAGAGUAAGGAGAGCCUUGCCAGCUUCAGGCUCUCCAGGAUCAUGGAGAUCAAGAUGGAGUCGUCCAGUUUCAUCUUCAGCACCCUCACAGUGCUUGAAGAGGGCAAUGUGAAACACUGGUUUGGCUCCCUUAAGCCCAACAGGGUGGUGGUUUACAACGUGUUAGAGCAUUUCUGGAGAGAACGCCUUCUGUCCCCCAGCUCGGAAGCCCGGGGGGCCGAAUGUCAACCUUCUAAAGGCAGGGAGCUGAUCAGCCUGGUGGCCGGGGCCCAGAGAAGACUGGAGGACACCGGCAGAGUCCUCAGCCACCAAGGAGAGCAGUUUGACAGUAUGAUGCAGGGACUGGAGAAGAUUGACUCCGAUCUGGGCGUGGCUGACAAACUUUUGUCAGAGCUGGAGUCUCCCUCCUGGUGGCCUUUUGGUAAACUCCCCUGGAAGACUCAGCAGGAAGCCAAAGCUGAGGACGCUGCAAGGGCCGCAGCUGCUGCUGCUGCUAGCAAAGGGUCUGGUAGAAAUAAGGUGAUCACAAGCAUCCCAGCUGUGCUGACCAAAGGCGGGGACUCGGACUUGAAACCCGGAUGCUUGUUGGUGCUGGUGUCCUCACUAGAGGUGCGAGACACAAACUGCCAACUCCUUCACCGCUUUGAACGAAAUGAAAUCGAUGAAAUAAGGGUGCACAGUCCUUAUGAGAUCACUGUUAGACAGAGGUUCAUUGGAAAGCCAGAUAUAUGCUACAGGUUCUUGUCUGCCAAGAUGCCAGAAGCAAUGUCAGUAUUGGAGAUGCAGUACAAAAAGAAGGUGGAGUUCACUGGUGAAUAUGCUGCGUUCAGGGCAACUCCAGUUUCAUCUCCAUGUGACACAGAGGGGCCAAACUGGAAUGAAGGUUUGCAGCAGAGGUGCCAAGAGACGGAGCUCCCGCUGGAGGUCCCAGCAGGAGAUCUGUCCCAGUUGCAGGUGCAUGUCCUGCAGCCAUCUGUCAGUCAGGCUGAGGCCCAGGAACUCAAACAGAUGCUGAUGCAGCUGAAGAAUCUCGCCCUGGAGGCAGAGACAGAGCUGGAACGGCAGGACGAAGUUCUGGACGUCCUGACCAGCUCCACUGACCGAGCCACCAUGCACAUAGAGAAGCACACCUGCCGCAUGAAGAGACUGCUGUAGCUCUGACAGUCCAGCAGACAUAAUGCAGUCACCAGGUCCUUCCUGAGAAACGCACUGUAAGCUUCCUCAUUGUCCUCACGGGAUCGGUACAGUGUGAGAACACUGGAAUACAGCAGGAGGGUCUUGCACGUAGUCUAAAUGGUUCAUAAGAUUUUUGUUGCUUUUGAUGGAGUAAUCAUAUAAUCACAUGGGUUCAAGUGUCAGUGAUUUCUGGGAAGUGCAUUUCUAAAUAUAUUUAUGUUUAAUUAUUAUUAUGUCACCAUUUUAUUUCAAACAAUUCAGACAUGCGUGACUGAGAUAAAGGAGCCCUGUGAAUGUGCGUCCUGCAGCACUUUGCAGCUGUAGCUAGCUUUGUUAGCAUUACAUUUGGUUUGUCGGUUGGGUGAAAACACAUUUUUCAGUGUUCUUACUUUCAGGAGUUGCCAUGAGGAAGCAAAAUACUUGUACACCACUUGGUUCAAAUCCUGUGGAAAGAAAGAAAGAAAAACUGACCAGUAGUUUUGGUUUAUAACCAAAAUGGACACCUGAUUCAGUGCCUGGUAGUGGUGCUUACGGCUCGGCUUAGCCGAUUGAACUCCAUAGGUGUUCGUGGUGGGAAGCCGGUGAGGGAUCACUUCCUCAUCUGUGCACUCCUACUGGUCGGUCAUGGCAUCUGAGUGGGAUUUGGGGGAAUAGCAUGAAUCCUCAUUGCAUCCCACUGCCCUCCCAGUGAGGCGGGCAGGUGAAAAAAGGAGUUGAUGACCCCGUAAAUAUCAGAGGAGACACGUCCUUCCCGGGCCCAGUGGGAGACGGCAAUGACUGCAGAGGAGGGCGAAAUGGACAAUUUGAAAAAGAAAACAACUAGUCUAUUUAUUCUCACAGCACAAAUUUAAAACAAACUGCAUGUUGUUUCCAUUGUUGUUAUUUGCAAGACAGAUGUUGUGAAAUAACAGAAUUUGUAAGAGCGAAGGAUAACCUUGACUUAAUCUUCUUUACGUAACUUGGGUGAACAGGUUUUCCAAUAAAUGAAAUAAUGGGCGAGUAAUCGACUGACAGGUAAAGUUUUCCAGUGUCAUCACAGUAAUAUCUGUGUUUCUGUUGAUCUUCUACCAUUCUUCCUUUUUAUAACCGUUUGACUUGUCACUCUCAGGUCAUAGCUGUCACUUAUCCUCCCCGGACACAGUUUCCCUGUGGCUUAAUGUUGCAUGUCUCAAUAUUACUGCUUUGUAUUGCAUCAAGUAAAAUGUCCCAUCAAUAUAUAGCAGAAGACUGUAAGAAGUCAUUGGACUCUUGAAAACAACAGAAAACACACACUCUCUGUGUUUGUUUGGAAAUAUUACACAUGAAAUACUCCAUGUUAAGGUCCACAUCUACUGUAUAUGUCUCGCUAAAGAUUGAUACUAUUCUAAAUCUGUAUAAUCUGUGAAUGACUGACUGUGUAUUGUUAUUCUGUGAUUUUAUUGUGGUCUGUUAUCACGGUGAACUUACAAUUAGCUGUCGGUUUCACUUGAAAUAUCGACCGUGUUUUUAGAAUGAUGACUUCAGUGCUGUAUCGAGGGUUCUUUUUGCCAAUGAUACCAAAUUUAUCUGGACACUGGAUAUAUGUAAACGGUUCACUCUAAAUAUAAAGGGAAAAAGUACACCUGCAUCUCUCUUAUACCGAACACACUAAUAAA
This is a messenger RNA of Chelmon rostratus (copperband butterflyfish), 3183 nucleotides long. RefSeq names its product synaptosome associated protein 47 (gene snap47). Gene Ontology annotation, molecular function: syntaxin binding; SNAP receptor activity. The transcript has 5 exons. The coding region runs from base 257 to 1528 and encodes 423 amino acids. Gene Ontology annotation, cellular component: plasma membrane; SNARE complex. Lineage: Eukaryota; Metazoa; Chordata; Actinopteri; Chaetodontiformes; Chaetodontidae. The record is from RefSeq and is a predicted model, not a curated record. Gene Ontology annotation, biological process: synaptic vesicle fusion to presynaptic active zone membrane; exocytosis; synaptic vesicle priming.